This is a messenger RNA of Nannospalax galili (Upper Galilee mountains blind mole rat), 867 nucleotides long. RefSeq names its product V-set and transmembrane domain containing 1 (gene Vstm1). NCBI's taxonomy places the organism in Eukaryota, Metazoa, Chordata, Mammalia, Rodentia, Spalacidae. The record is from RefSeq and is a predicted model, not a curated record. The coding region runs from base 13 to 867 and encodes 284 amino acids. Gene Ontology annotation, cellular component: plasma membrane. The transcript has 7 exons.
AGACGUCAAGCAAUGGAAGCCGAGCUCUUAUGCCUGCUUUUCCUCAGGCUAUGCUUGGGCUAUGAAAAUGAGGAAAAGAAUGAUAAACUUCCCAGACCCUUCCUCAGUGCCUGGCCCAGCUCUGUGGUCAGGCCCAAGAGCAAUGUCACUCUGCAAUGCUGGACUCAUUUCCAGAAUGUCACAGUCAUGCUGGGGAAGGUGCAUGACUCCGAGUACCAGCAAGAGCAAAGCUCAGUGGGAAGAGAGGCUGAGUUCCCCCUCACUGACCUGCAGCCUGAGGACGCUGGGGGCUAUUUCUGUGCCUACAAGACAGCAGCUUCCCUUGAGUGGUCAAGACGGAGCCAGAACUUACAGCUAGUGGUCACAGGGUCACUCCAAGAACCCUCCUUGUCAGUCAAAUCUACCUCUACGAUGACUCCAGGGCACAGGACCCUCCAUUGUCUGAUUCCAAGCAAUGGAUCCGAGUGCUUCAUGAUUGCUUUGCUAAAAACAGGAAUCCCAGAGCCACUGCAAACCAAGAAAGAAAGAAACAACCAAACUGAUUUCAUGCUCUGGAAUGUGACGAGCAAAGACAGUGGAAACUACAGCUGCAUUCACUACCAGUGUAACUGGCCUCACCUGGGCUCCUCCCCCAGCCACAGCCUGCAGAUUUGGGUGACAGAUGAGCCUAGUGUAUCUGGAACACCCUCGCUAAAAACAGACAGAGUGGGGGGAGAUGAAGGAAAUCCCCCCGAACCAGCAGACACUGGCCGCAUCUUCCUUGCUACCUUCAGUUGCCUCUGCAUCUCUCUCCUCUUCAUCUCCAUCUUCCUCAUCUACAGAUGCACUCAGCGCGGUUCGUCACAUGAAGAAUCCCCCAAGAGGUAG